Messenger RNA from Labrus mixtus (cuckoo wrasse), 8138 nucleotides. RefSeq names its product G protein-coupled receptor 158a (gene gpr158a). Gene Ontology annotation, molecular function: G protein-coupled receptor activity. The transcript is spliced from 11 exons. Lineage: Eukaryota; Metazoa; Chordata; Actinopteri; Labriformes; Labridae. The record is from RefSeq and is a predicted model, not a curated record. Gene Ontology annotation, biological process: G protein-coupled receptor signaling pathway. Bases 812 to 4822 code for a protein of 1336 amino acids. Gene Ontology annotation, cellular component: membrane.
UUAAGAAAACGACUCUCUAUCCAUUUAUUCUAAUUAGAAGUUAAUUUUGAUAAAUCAGCCGAUAAUUCGCUCUAUCAGCUUCAGUCAUGAACAGCUUCUUGUUUACUGCUUCAUCACUUUCAGCACCGGACAGCUCCCUCGACGCGCCACCAAACACACUGCGCCGUGAUUGACAGAGUGUGCAGCCAUACGCGGAUCAAUGGCGCCUCCGGAGCCCUAUGAGAUGAGGAAGAAGACGGGCUUUAAGAACAACCAGCUCCUGAUGCAUCGCUCCGUGGCCUCUGUAGGCCUACUUAAUGCUUGUAGUGGUCGGAAGAGGGCGGAGUGCGUUUGUCAUCCAAGUGAGAGGCUCCACUGACUGGUGCCUCCACACAAAAAAAAAUAUAUAAAUAUAAUCACAACCUGCCCCCUUACCCCUCCCUUCCUCCUCGUUUUGAUUCAGUCUGUGUAGCCUACACGCAGGAGGAGAGCAUCCGCCGCACAGCAGAGCCAAGACAGUCUUGUCUACAGAGAGAGAAAGAGAGGUGGGGAAAACAGCUGCAAGCGGAUUCUCACCAUCAACAAGCUGUAUGAGGAAUCUUUGAAACAGAAGAAGAGAUUGAGCGAGGGGAUUUCUUACGCUUUCCCCCCUCCUCCUCCUCCUCCUCCGCUUUUUGAUCCAAAGAACAGAGGCGUGGAGCUUGCAAGAAUAUCCUACAAGUGGUGAAGCGAUGCUUUAGCGGAGCAGAUUGUUUUUCUCCACAACACGCCCGCCCAAACGACACUGUAAUUCCGAGUAGCAAAACAUCUGUGGACGCUUUCUGCAGGGGAGAUGGCUGUUUUCCGGCUGUCGCUGCUGCUGCAAGUGGGAUUUGUGAUCGGAUCAAACCACAGAUACGCGGAAUGGUCAGCACAUGGGAGAGAUAUCAGGGCACGGGAGGAGAUUCACGGCGCUCAGACGCACCGUCGGCAGCUGGCGCAUCUCCGCGCGUCCCACCGUCCACCCGGGGAGACGGCAGAGCCAUCCCCGCAGAAAAUCGAGGAGCAUCUCCCCAGGGUGGUCACGGCUUUUCUUCACACGGGAGACUCGACCACCUUAAAGCACGCCAACUGCUCGCGGAGAUAUGAGCUCACCUCUCUGCGGGGAAGGUCACAAAGCGCCCCGCAUUACUCCAUGAGCGGCGUGCUGGAUACGGUGCUGCACGCCUCAAACUUCCUCAGCAUGAUCCUGCAAGCCAACAGGUCCAGGGAGCACAGUCUCCGGCGAGACAUUGAGUGGUACCACGCUUUAGUGAGGAGCAUCCUGGAGGGAGACGCGAAGAUUCACCGGGCUGUAGUCACUUUCAACGCGGGCUCAGCCGUGUCAGAGGCCACGGUUCUGCUCCAAGCCACCAGGGCUGGGGGGGAGAUAGUCCUCCAAGACCUCUCCAGCGUUGCCCACCACCACCUGCACAACCGCACGGCAGAAACAGAGUGGUACCACGAUGUCAAAGACAGAAAGAAGCCCAGUUCCAGUAAAAAAGUGCUGAGCCAAGGUUUAAAACCAGCAGACAAUGCUUUAAAGAAAGGAGAGAGUUUCAUCCCAGAUAAGACGCAUGUCAAAUGGUCUGCGCCCUACCUGGAGUGUGAAAAUGGGAAUUUUGUUCCACGUUGGCUUUUGACCUUAUCGGCUGCUUUCUAUGGCCUGAAGCCCAACCUGGCUCCUGAAUUCAGGGGCGUGGUGCGCGUUGACAUUAAUCUACAGGAUGUUGAUAUCGACCAGUGCUCCGCUGAUGGCUGGUUUGCUGGAAGUCAUCGAUGCAACCUGUCCACUAUGGAGUGUAUGCCGAUCCAUGGUCAUGGGUUUGUCCUGGACAAGUACAAGUGCCAAUGCAAGAAAGGUUUCUACCACCCAAGCAGAGUCGCUGUCAACAGUUUCUCGAGGAUGGGGAGAAAGGGAAAAGCCGCAGAUAGCGGUCCCAAUGCGGACGAGGGCUCCUCCAGCGACUGCCUGCCGUGCCAGCAGGGCUGCGCCUACUGCAAGGACGACACCCCUUGUGUGGCCCGAGAGGACGGAGCCCUCCGCAUGGCCGUGCUCUCCUUCCAGUGCCUCUGCCUGCUGAUCGUCUUUGUCAGCAUGGUGGUCGUCUACCACUUUCGCAGGAAUAAGAGUAUCAGAGCAUCGGGUCUAGUUCUACUGGAGGCCAUCCUGUGUGGAGCUCUGCUUCUCUACUUUCCGGUUGGGAUUCUCUAUUUCCAGCCGAGUGUUUUCCGCUGCAUCCUGCUGCGCUGGGUUCGACUGCUGGGUUUUGCCACCGUCUACGGGACUUUGACUCUCAAGUUGUACAGGGUGCUGAAAGUGUUCCUGUCCCGUACAGCCCAGAGGAUCCCCUAUUUGACCAGCUGGCGAGUGCUGCGUCUGCUGGGCAUCAUCCUGCUCAUCGUCUGCUGGUUCCUGGUGGCCUGGACAUCUGCCGUCUGUCAGAACCCGGACAGAAAGUUGGCUCUCAUCGACGUGGGCUACACGCCCAACGGGCUGCAGUUCAGCAUGUGCCUGCUGGAUCGCUGGGACUACAUGAUGGCUGUUGCUGAGUUCCUCUUCCUGCUGUGGGCGGUGUACCUGUGUUACGCCGUGAGGACGGUGCCAUCGGCGUUUCACGAGCCUCGCUACAUGGCCAUCGCUGUUCACAAUGAACUUGUCCUGUCAGCGAUAUUCUACGUCAUCAGGUUCAUUCUUGCUCCAGAGCUCCACCCAGACUGGAUGCUACUACUGUUCUUCACCCACACCCACCUAACAGUAACAGUGACACUGGGUCUACUUCUCAUCCCUAAGUUCCUGUUUGGAGGGACCCACGCGAGAGACGAUAUAGCCUCUGAGGCCUAUGAGGACGAGCUGGACAUGGGUCGUUCUGGGUCGUAUCUGAAUAGCAGCAUCACGUCAGCGUGGAGUGAACACAGUCUGGAUCCUGAGGACAUUCGGGAGGAGCUGAAGAAACUCUACUCCCAGUUGGAGAUUUACAAGAGGAAGAAGAUGCUGGCAAACAACCCUCAUCUCCAGAAGAAGCGGAGCUCCAAGAAAGGUUUGGGUCGGUCGCUGAUGAGGCGCAUCACUGAGAUCCCAGAAUCGGUGCACCGGCAAUGCAGCCGUGAAGACAAGGACGUUGGGGAACACGGUAGUAACCGUAACAGCAUCUGCAUGUUGAAGAAGAACCCCUUUGAUCAGACUCACCCAGGAAAGCCACCAAAGGAGGAGACGCUGAAGAACAAGGUUUUUUCCCUCAAGAAAUCCCACAGCAGCUACGACCAUGUUCGUGACCAGAGUGAAGACUCCAACAGUUCAGCAACUGACAAGAUGGAGGUGGCCACAGCCGAAGGUUCUCUCCUGGAUACACUGAUGGGCAAGAAGUUGGUCAAGAAGAAGUCCGAUGAGAAUUUAAAUGCCCCCAGUGAGUCUACGGAAUCAGUUCCUUUGGUCUGCAAGUCAGCAAGCGCCCAUAAUCUCACUGCAGACAAGAAACCAAUUCCUUCCAAAGCCUCAAUGCUGCAGAAGUCUCUCAGUGUCAUAGCCAGCGCCAAAGAGAAGACUUUGGGUUUGACCGGAAAGAGCCAGAGCCCAGAGGAGAGCAAUAGGAAGAGUCAGCCAAAGAUCAAAGACGCAAGGGUCAAUGAAGAGCCAGAAAAUGAAUGCCAACCCAAGAUGAUUAUCAGCCAGUCGGUCGAGUACAAACAGACUGCGACAAAAGGCAGGAUCAUGAAGCAGCCGGUGAGUGGCAGCCAGCCUACCAUCUGUUCAGAUCCUGCCAAGGGAAAAGACCUCUAUGAUCUCUCUGAAGUGUGUCCCUGGGAAGUGGAGGAUCUUCCAACUCCGUCUGAGAACAAGGUCCAAAAGCAUGUCUCAAUUGCACCAGAAGAAACCACAACAGUUCAUGGAGGUAGCACCAAGGGAGGCAAGUCUCAGCAGCAGAAGCAGAAAUCUUCAGAUCAAUCUCCGACGAGUGGAAGACCCUCGAAAGAUAUUCAGAGAACAACAGCAGUACGAGCGGAUGUAUGUCCUUGGGAAGAUGGGAGUGACAUUCAAGGGGGUCGAGAAGGAGGCUCAAAGCUGCAACCAACAAGUCAGGCUAGCAAAUCUGCAAAGACCCAGCAGCCUAAUUCUUCAACAGAGAGCACCAAAACAUAUCAGGCAGAGGUUUGUCCAUGGGACUUUGAAGAGCCGCAAAAGACAACAGAGGUAGCUCGUUCACCGGAUUUGACGAAAAAAAUAAAAGACACCUCUCCUGUGGAUGGGAAAGGGAGAAGUAUCCUUUCAGAAUCAUCCAAAACAGGAGUCUCUCUCCAGCUACCAACUGCAAAAGUUGAAGUAUGUCCUUGGGACUACGACAGUACUACAGAAUCUCCAAAUUCUGGACAGAGGACACCCAGUCCAUCUCGGGCGUCCAAAACCAAGGAAUCCCCUUCGAAAAAGAAGGGUUCCACUUCCACAAGAACAGUUGAGAAAGAGAAAUCAAAAGACGCUGAUGAUGAGAAAAGUAGAACAAAAGCUAAGGAGAAGAGUAAGUCUUCAGAGAAACACAUGAGCCAACACAAAAUGGUUGAGGUAUGCCCAUGGGAUGUAGAGAGUCAAGAGGACGUGCAGGUGGUAGAAAAAAGGAGAAGUGCGAAUGUUGGCGCGGCCAAAGCAAAGCCUGUGGAAGUCUGUCCUUGGGAUUUUGAGGAUACGUCAGAUAAAAAAGGUACAGACAAAAGUGCUUCUGCAGUGAAACAGAGCAGUCCAAAUCCUAAAGGUGGGGCUGUGAGUGCUGCUAAAAAGGCGGAUGUUUGUCCCUGGGACUUUGACGACAGCACGUCGGGCAAGAAGGCAUGACACUAAACCUAAAUGGACCACUGAGAUUAUACUUAUAGAUGUAUACUUUUUUCAGUUUGAAAUUGUUCAAUAUAAUCUCUUACUAUUAGCGCGGUGACUCGGAAGAAAAGUUGAUCAAGUUCCACAAGUUGCCUUCUUUCCGAGAUAUUUGUUCAUGUUUUACCUAUUUUGAAAAUAUGUAAAAUGUACAACAACAACAACAAAAACAAGUCAAGAUGAGCAUUCCAGAUUAUUGCAGGAAAUCCUGAAGUUAAAUCUUAGACAAAUUAUGCAACUUUUGAUUCAGUCUUUUCACCUCAUAAGCAAUUUUGGAAAUUUGCAGUUAAGUUAUUCUGUAUUCAGUUCUUACAUUGUUUUAUGUGUGUGCAUAAGCAUAAUCACUUAAUGGACUAGGGUAUGACAUGGCAAUAGAAAGUGUUUGGAUAAAAUAGGAUGACAUUUAGAUUUAUGUGCAAAACAGCAAAAGUGAAAGCCAAAGAUUAAGUGAAUAUUUGCAAAGAAAGCGGUUGGUUUAUAGUUAAUUUAAUAAUUUGUAUCCAACUCUUGGCAUUGAAAGAAGAACUCAGUGAGGAAAUAAGUCUAUUGCACUUUAGCCAAAUCCAUCAAUUAAGAGGACAAACUAUUUUCUUUUUGUUCAUUUCAUGUCUUCUUUAUUUUAAUCACAGCAUGUUACAGGAUAUCAAAACACCGACCAAACAUGACAUGUUUUUAUUCUUUUGGUUAGAUCUAUUUAAUUGUAGUUCUCGGCAGAUUAAAAUGCUUCCAAGUCUGCAGAGAAGAACUGUAUGUGCCUAACUAACUAGCAUUGUCUUGUACCAGUCUGAAGUGAAGCAAGUGGUUUCUUCUUCAGCAUUUUGUGACAGUGAAUUAUAUAAACAGCAUGCACAGCCAGGUAUUGAGAGUAGCUGGAUCAGAACAUUUUUUUAAACUUAAGCAGUUCAUGUUUUGACAAGAAUCUGAUGUUGUUUUUAAUUCCUUUUUUUUUAGUUCAGAGGCACUCAUUUUCCUGCUUUCAUAUUUCCACAUGCUUCGUCUGGGUUGUAAGCGUUAUAUAGGAGCAGCUUUAACAUGAAUGUGUGUCAAAUCCUCUCAUAUGUACGAUGUAAAAAGUAAGGAAAUAAUUUGCACCAGCUUUAUUUAUGUAUCCAGCAUGGGUCUUUGUGUUGACUUGCACCAAAAUGUGUGUUUCCGUGUGUCUGUGUACACAAAAUUAUUAAUUUCCAGUAAAAAUGUCGUGCAGUACCUGAAGAAUUGAUCUCAUAAAUGAUAAAAGCCCUGGCAGUGGGUUCAACAUGUCUCAAACACAAACUAAAUCAGUCAACAGGUCAACAAAUUAACUCAACAAAUAGCUGUUUGAACCCGUUCCUACCUAACAAGCUCUUCUUAGUUGAUACUUCCAACCAAGGGAAUCAGCUGUUAAUGACCACAACAAAAAAAAAGCUUGACUUAUUGAAGGUAUUGUUGGCAAUUCAAAGAUCUGGAAAGUCCCAUUGUAAUGUACCUUCGAGAGUAACUACUGCCGUGUUGUUCAGACAUUUGAAAUGCUUUAAAGGAAGAGAAAAAAAAACUGUUAUUUUGAUGAAAAAAUAGUCAGAUAAUGUUUUAUUUAAAUAUAUUUGGCAGAUUAAUGAACAUAUAACACAGGAAAGCUGGAUUAAAGCCAGGAAAAAGGUAUUUUUUUAUUUAAUGGGGACUUGAACUGGUUAAAACAUUUUGCUGAUUUGCUAGAUAACUUGGUCUUAAAUUUAGGUCGUAUAUAGGAGCUGGACUUGGCCACUAGGAAGUCACCCAUUGGUUUAUGAAUGUUCAUUUUGGAGGCCUCCAAUUGGACAUUACGGCCACCACCAUCUUGGUAUUUUAGAUCCAGAAGUGAUCAUAUAUGGACAAACGCGGAGAUAUACACAGCUACGUCUCUCUCUUGGUUGAAACGCUUUUGUGUCAAACACAUGAAGCCACGCCUUAAAGCAAACCUCCCUCAAUUUUACCCUCAAUUGCACCAUAAUAAGAGGUCAUAUUGAAGAGGAUUUUAAAGUAACAAAUGAGACCUCACACUCACAGGGGAAGUGCUCAAUUUCUAAUCUGGUCCUGCAUGAAGGGAGUUAUUUUUCUAACCAAUGGAGUCGCCCCCUGCUGGUCAGUAGAAAGAAUGCAGGUUUAAGGCUCUUCUGCGUUGGGUUCACUUUUUAAGAGGCUACUUCCACUCCUAUACACAGUCAAGUGCUAAAUCUGAGACAAGUCACAGGUCCUGACUUGUCAGACUUUGUUGUAUUUAUUUUGUCUCGUUUACAGAUCUUCAGGAAAAAAGGGAUUUUUUUUUCAACCAAUAACAAAUUAUUCACGACUAUUUAUUUUUAAUAAAACUGUAAUUAUACUGCCAUUAUGUGAUGUCAGUGUAGUGCUCAAUCUCUUUGUUUUCAUGUCCGUAUUGAGGGUUUUCAAAUUGUGUAAUGCAUGUUUCUUUCAGUUUAAAACUUAAGCCCAGUUGAUUGAUAAAGCUGAUCAUUAUAGAACUAUAGGCUCUGCGAUGUGGCUGUCAGUUAAUAAUCAGACUGAACCUUUGAAAGGUUUUAUUUGUUCAGUGUUUUGUAUCAAAAUGUUGAAAUAUUCAUCAUGCACUAUCCAUCCUGGGAUUACAGCAACAAAAAAAAAGAACUCUCCCUCUUAUAUUUAACUGUUGAACAGACGACAUUAUCACAGUUUGUGAGGAAACCUAUGUAUCAAUAUAGCAUCUACAGCAGAUUACAGUAUAUUGUGAGAAUAACACGGUAUCACUGAAUGUUGUCACUGAUUGUUAUUAUCUAUAAUUGCUGUCAAAUUCUUAAAUAUCCAAACUCAGCAGGACUUAUUACUAAUUGUGGUUUUGAAAAAAAAAAAUCCUUCUUGUGAGUGAGAAUUUUCCAAAGUCUUAAUAUAGUCGCUAAGUUUGUUUGGCACAAGUCAAAUCAAAAUAAUCCAAUGUGUAGCUAAUUGUGUUAGUCGUGCAACAAGACUCUAUACAGCUAAGCUCUAUAAACAGGAUUUAGAUGCUACGUCUUAUACCUUCGGAGGAGUUAUGUCAGCCGUUCACCUGUGGGUGCCUCGCAUGAAAUAUUUCAAACGUGGAGUGUGUUUUUGCCUGACGGCGUGAGAUUUGUCAGCACCUCCGCUUUAUGAGCUCCUUUAGGGACGGUGUCUGAGGGAAGACUGUCAGCGUGCAUGGAUUGAUUGUAAUGCUUUGAUGGAUCUAUUCGAUAUUUAUGAACCAGAUGUUAGACGUCAUCCAUCAUCUGCAUUGUGGUACUGUGUGCACGAUCAUAUCACACCAUGGGGUGGGGUG